CUUUAACGUUAUUUCCAAACAUGUCCAAGAUAAAUUAAAAAAAAUAAAAUUAAUCAAACUUUAUAUUUUGUUUUGUAAAUUUUUUAAGCAUAGUAUCAUCAACAGUAAAUUGGUAAAACUCUCUAUCGGAGAUGCUUAGCCCGCUUCAGCUCCACCGUUUCCCCGCCACUCUAUGCCUCGAAGACCACUGUCGCCCCAAUUCCCCGGCGCCGUUCCACCUCCCCGCCGCCGCUUGCAAACGCCGGCGUCUCUUCCCGAGCUCCUCAAUCUGCAUCUACUACCACGAAAAUAGUCAGAAAACCCAAACUAACACUACCUUCGCUCUGAUAAACGAUGAAGCUGGUGGUACUCGAAAGCACAGUUCGAAAUUGGCCUCUACGCUCCUCCCCUCCCCAUCUCUCAAGAAAUGCUCGGAAUCAGAACCACCGCCCGGAUUUUCUGCGGUGGCGGAAAAUCGAGUGCCGUGGGUAGAAGAUGAAAUGGAGCUUGUAGAAUUUUCACUGAUGAGAAGAACCCCUCAAUUUGCAGGAUCAAUCGUAGAUGUUAAUGCUUCAUCGUCCCCUGUUCGCACCCUAAUUGAUGAUCAAAGUGGCAAUGAUGAAGAGGGGAUGCUCAUUAAAGCCCUAGAGAUACGCAGGAGAGUCACCACUGAGAUUUUCAUGGAGGAAAUGACAAAGGGCAAGUUCGGGAUAUCUUAUUCAAGAAAUUUGGUAUCCAAAUUGUCCGAUUACAUUGAUCAUGUAAUGAUUCAGGCUGCUUCAAUGAAGAAAAUGCCUAAGUUCUGGCAGUCAUCCUUCAAUUCUCGAGUUAGGGCAUUCAUAGAUGAUUCUGAAGUUGUGCCAAUGAUAAGGUGGUUGAAACAAAACUCAUUAUCAUUUCCUCAGAUUGGGAACCUUAUCUGUAAAUCAAGAGGAGACGUGAUGUACAUAAGGCGGUUAGUUGAGUGGCUAAAUUCAGUUCAGGUGGAGGGGAGAUUCAUUGGGGUUGUAAUGCUCAGAUCAGGAGAGAAUGUGUUCAGCCGAAGCUUUGAUGAUUUGGAUGAGAGUAUUGAGUAUUUGGAAAAAAGUGGAGUCCGGAGGGACUGCAUAGGUUAUGUGAUUAGGAGAUGCCCUACAAUAUUGUCAUUUAGCAUGGAAGAACUCAAAACGCGCGUUGAAUUCUAUUUGAAUCUGGGAAUGUGUAAGAAGGAUUUUGGGACUAUGGUUUUUGAUUGUCCUAAGGCGCUCGGAUACUUAAGUAUGGAAGAGACGAACCAAAAGGUUGCAUACCUGAAGGAAUUUGGCCUUAGUAGUGAAGAUGUUGGAAGGUUGAUUGCAUCCAAACCACAUUUGAUGGGUUGUAGCAUUGAAGAGAAGUGGAAGCCUCUCAUUAAUUUUCUGCAUUGACUUGCAGAACACCAUUGUGCCUAAGGUCCAGUUUUUGAGAGACAUAGGCAUCCGGCAAGAUGCCCUUGGAAAUGUACUUGUCAGGUUCCCCCGGAUAUUCACGUAUAGCCUGGAGAAGAAAAUACGGCCAACAGUAAUGUUCCUCUUGACAAAAGCUGGAGUCUCCCAGAGAGAUAUUGGGAAGGUGAUAGCGACACGGCCAGAGGUAUUAGGGCGCGACAUCACAAACAAAUUGGACCCUAACGUGAAUUACUUUCUCUCCAUUGGCAUACCUCUCCGGCAGUUGGGUGAGAUGAUAGCUGACUUUCCAGCGAUUCUCCAAUACAACAUCGAUCUUCUUCGCUCCAAGUAUCAAUACUUGAGAAGAACAAUGGUUCGCCCUCUCCAUGAUCUUGUUGAAUUCCCAAGGUUUUUUAGCUAUUCACUUGAUGAAAGAAUAAUCCCAAGACACAAAAUCCUUGUAGAGAAUAAUAUUAAUUUCAACCUGCGACAAAUGCUGUCAAGCACGGAUGAAGAUUUUGAACAGAUGGUCGAAAAUGCCAUGGAGAGGCGCCAGAGAUUUGAGUCGCUGAGACCAUUAGACACUUGUAUUGAUGUUAAUGGCAAUUGUCAUACAUUUGACUGUAACAUUGUAUCAGAAACUAAGGUGCAAGACUGAAGGUGGUGUGAAAAUAGCUGUGCAUAAAUGUUAAUCGUGUUC
Molecule: messenger RNA, 2085 nt
Organism: Cuscuta campestris
Lineage: Eukaryota; Viridiplantae; Streptophyta; Magnoliopsida; Solanales; Convolvulaceae
Source: the annotation of a GenBank genome assembly